AGCCCAGCAAGGUAGCAGCAACAAUCAUAAUCCAGCCAGCCAGCCGUACACCUAGCACCACCACCUUCCUCGCCAGCAAUGCACACGGCCCCCGAGUACAAGUGGAGCUCGCCGGUUUCGUCGCCGUCCUCGCAGGAGCAGGGGAUGCCGACGUCGCCCACGUCGCCGACGCCGAAGCGCCCCGCGGGGCGCACCAAGAUCAAGGAGACACGCCACCCGGUGUACCACGGCGUGCGCCGCCGGGGCUGCAACGGCCGGUGGGUGUGCGAGAUGCGGGUGCCCGGCAAGCGCGGCGAGCGGCUCUGGCUCGGCACGCACGCCACCGCCAAGGCGGCCGCCCGCGCGCACGACGCAGCCAUGCUCGCGUUGCACGGCCGCUCCGCCGCGCGCCUCAACUUCCCUGACUCCGCGUGUCUGCUCGCCGUGCCCUCUUCUCCCUCCAGCCUGGCCGACGUCAGGCGCGCCGCCAUCGGGGCCGUCGUGGACUUCCUGCGCCGGCAGGCCAGGACCGCCGGCGCCGGCGACGCCGAGGUAGUUCCCGUCAACGGGGUCGCCUCCGUAGCGCCCCCGCCGGGCAAUGCCAGGUCGUCGGCGACGUCGUCCCAGCAGCCUUGUGCCAAUGCUGAGUCCGAGGUGCCUGACGCAUUGCGCGGCGGCCUGCCGGAGCUCCACACGUCCGGGGAAAUGGACGUGAGCACGUACUACGCGGACCUUGCGCAGGGGCUGCUCCUGGAGCCGCCGCCACUGGCGGCCAGUGACUGCAACGACGGCGGAGAUGAUGCGGCGCUAUGGAGCCACUGAUACCGGUAAUCUUCUCCGGCCAAAACUAUCCACGCUCCGUGGGUUCUAAUUUAUUUUUUCUUAUUAUGAAAAAGCGCUCCGUGGGGCUAUCAUCACACAUCACUACACCAGCAUAAUAAAAUCACGGAACAUUUGGACGCAUCAAACCGGUCUCACAUAACAACACAUAUACUUGACAUAGAUGGACAAGCAAGCGGCACGGUUCUUCAUUCUCCUAAAAAGACGAGCAUGCAAAGCGAAAGACAUGGAUGUCGGCUGAAAAAUGGUCCGGAAGUAGGUGCCGUGUGAUUACCAUAACAAGCGACGUCCAACAGAUCCGUUCCAUAACAGCACAGAAUAUACACUUCUGCUUUCAUUCUCAUUUUAGAAAUCAUCGCUAUCGCUAUACACGAGCUGUCGCGCGCUUCAGUGGGUGGGUCACGCCUGUGAGCGAGGAACAGUUUUUUUUUUUCUGAGUGAGCGCGUUUUUUUUUAGAAUUUCUGAGUGAGCGAGUGGUACGGUAUGCCACGCUCCUAGAGGGCAAUGGACCACAACAUUCCAAGAUGAUGAUUUACUAAGAUAUUUAUGUGGCCUCGGUUAGAUAUUUACGAUUGAUUUUUUGUUUCAGCAGCUGUUGUCCGUCGACGCUUCGAU
Triticum aestivum (bread wheat) is the source of this 1435-nucleotide messenger RNA. RefSeq names its product dehydration-responsive element-binding protein 1H. NCBI's taxonomy places the organism in Eukaryota, Viridiplantae, Streptophyta, Magnoliopsida, Poales, Poaceae. The transcript has a single exon. Gene Ontology annotation, biological process: regulation of DNA-templated transcription. Gene Ontology annotation, molecular function: DNA binding; DNA-binding transcription factor activity. The record is from RefSeq and is a predicted model, not a curated record. The coding region runs from base 79 to 801 and encodes 240 amino acids.